GAGUCGUUUAGUCUUCCUGAGGAGCUAAGGAAGUGAAAGCUAACACGUGGGAAUAGUCAUUUGCCGUGUUUUGCUUUUACGUCAGGGUGAUUUAGUGCCUUUUUUUGAACCGUGCCUUGACAGACAGAGACACCGUACACUAGUCUUCAGGUGACAGUCAGCUUUUAGGUUUCCGGUGAGCUAUCAGUCUUGUUAUGGAGGACAGCGGAGAUGAUGACUCUGCGUACAGAAUCAAACAGGGUGACUACGUUGUGCUGAAACGAGGAGAUAUCUUCAAAGCGGUGCAAAUUCAACCGAAGAAGAAGGUGAUUUUUGAGAAGCAGUGGUUCUUCUUGGAUAAUGCUGUGGGUAACUUGUACAGCGCCACGUUUGAGAUCGUGUCAGGUGUUCUGAAGCUGCAGAAGCCCAAGGACCCCGCGAGCUCUACCGAUGCAAAGGAGGUGGGCACAGACAACAGAAACAUUAAAGAUGAUGGGAAAUCGCAGAAACUGACCAGAGAUGAUAUAGAAGCACUCAAAGAGAAGGGUCUGAAGGGUCAGGAAAUCAUUCAGCAGCUUAUAGACAACAGCUCUACAUUCCGAGAUAAGACUGAAUAUGCCCAGGAUAAGUACAUCAAGAAGAAAAAGAAGAAGUAUGAAAACACUGUGACGAUUCUUAAGCCGUCCUGUCGCAUCUUGGCUAUGAUGUACCAUGGCCGGGAACCAGGGAAGAUCUGCCACCUGCGCUAUGACACGCUCGCCCAGAUGCUGACUCUGGCGAACAUCCACGCUAACAGUAAAGUGUUGGUGUUUGAGACAUGUGCUGGCCUUGUGCUUGGAGCCGUCAUGGAAAGAAUGGGGGGCUACGGCUCAGUGAUCCAAAUGUACCCAGGUGGGGAGCCCCUCCGCGCUGGUGUGGAGAGCUUUGGCUUCCCUACACAUUUCCACGAUAUGCUGCAUGAUUUUCCCAUCUGCCGUGUCAACGCUCUGCUGGCAGGAACUCUGGCCACCACUGUCAAAGAUCCGAGCUGCGCUGAUCCAAAGCAGCCCAACCUGGCUGCAGAGGAGACAAAAAACCAGCCUCAGGGAGAGCAGCAGGGGAAUCCAGAGGAGCAGAGCAUGGAGACAAACAGUGCUGCUGCUGCUGCUGCAGUCGAUGACAAAGAGAAAGAUGAGCAGGAGAAACGUCGAGAAGCCAAAGCUCAGGAAAGAAAGGUGAAGCUGGAAGAGAAACGGAAGAAGCUGUUAUCCGUUGCUGCCCUGCUGGAAGGCAGGAACGCUGACGGGUUGGUCAUAGCCAGUCGCUUUCACCCGUGUGCAGUGCUAAUGGGCCUGCUGAAGUUCCUCUCACCCUCCCGCCCUUUUGUAGUCUACUCCCAAUACAAAGAGCCUCUGAUUGAGUGCUACACAAAACUCAAGGAACAAGGCGGUGCAAUCAACAUCAGCCUCAGAGACACCUGGCUCAGACAUUAUCAGGUGUUGCCUAACCGGACACAUCCCGUGCUGCUGAUGAGCGGGGGCGGGGGCUACGUCCUCUCAGGAACAACAGCUGCCAUGGACCGCGCCAAACCUGCAAGCUCCCAGCAAGCUGAGGAACCAGCACACAAGAGACCGAAACUGACAGACACAGAAUGAUAAACGCGUAAAGAAUAUUCAGAGGGCACAUUGCAGGGGUUUCUCCUCCAGCAUCCACUUCUCUGAUUUACCAGAUCUGAUCUGACACAUCUGGAAUGAAGUAGACAGAGUGUCGAGUUUGCGUUCAUCAGCACACUUACACCCGGUUUGUGUAUACAGAUCAGUGCAGACUGUAGGUAAUGCUGGGGAGUUAACUGUAAGCCAGUCCAGGCUGUGUGUGUUAUAAAAGGAACUGCGAAAAGAAUCUGUUGUGUUUGGAGUAUGUGGCAGGUUUGUGUUUCAUGCAUUACCAACAGGUGUGUAGAUGUUUUUUUCAAAGUGAAUCCUCUCCAGCUUCUAGGUUAUUACUUUGUUUUUAAAUUUUGUUAUUCCCAUAAGAAGCGGCAUUUGUUACAUGUGCUUUGUGUGGACUACAUCUGUAUCUGCACAGAAUUAAAAAAAGCAGUACAAGAGAGA
Messenger RNA from Labrus bergylta (ballan wrasse), 2069 nucleotides. It is a transcript of the gene trmt6, whose product is annotated as tRNA methyltransferase 6 non-catalytic subunit. Gene Ontology annotation, biological process: tRNA methylation. The record is from RefSeq and is a predicted model, not a curated record. Gene Ontology annotation, cellular component: tRNA (m1A) methyltransferase complex; nucleus. NCBI's taxonomy places the organism in Eukaryota, Metazoa, Chordata, Actinopteri, Labriformes, Labridae.